UGUGCGCUUGUGUUUCCCCUCUUCGCCGGGCACUUCCGCGGAGCCUCAUGAACCUCCUCCAAUGAUCCCAAGUGCUAUUAAGCAUGGGAAAGGAAGCUCUUGUUUCAUUCACUGUUCUGCAACAACAUUAGAAACCAGACAGUCGACAAUGAAGGGAGCAUGAAGAUGGAUACUGCCAUUGUUCAGGUGAUGUGAUUAUCUGCACAUCUCAGGAGCAUUAAACUCCACACAAUCUUUCCAUGGAGGACGACUAUGAUGUGGACAUGGGUGAAGUGUUCGUGGGAAAGUCCGCAGCAGGCCACUGGUGGAUGGACUUUGGGAAGGGAGUCACCGCAGAGUCCGAAAGAGGCUUCAUGGUGAACAGUCGCAGCUGGGCUGAAGAGCUUCAGGAGUGCUACGAUGGAGGACAAAGAAGACUGUCGUGCAUCUCAGCCCAGCGAAAUGAGAGGGAGUCAAUCAGGCAGAAACUUGCCUUGGGUAGUUUCUAUGACGACGAGCCAGUCAUCUUCACCAGCUGCAGCAAGAACGACUCGUCCUCUCGGUUCCACAGUGGAGUCAACCUGCAGGUGUGUUUUAUCAACGACAGCAGCAGCGACAAAGACAGCGAUGCCGAGGACAGCAGGACAGAAACCAGUCUGGAUACACCUUUGUCACCUGUGAGCAAGCAGAGCUCGUCGUUAUCGGAUCGAGACACAGCGGAGGAGGACUCUGAUCCGCUGGACGACUGCGGCGGCUUCUGGCGGGUGCAGCGGAGGCUCCAGGAGGAGGCUCGGGUGGCCUUGGCUCUGGCCAGACCCAUGGCCCGUAUGCAGGUGGAAGUGGAGAGGCAGAUCCAGCAGCACAGACGCUCGCCUGUGGCAGAUCUGCUUCCCCAUCUGCCUCACAUCAGCGAAGGCUUGAUGAAGAGGAAUCUGAGGCGAGGCGAUAUGAGGGAUAUGAGUCUUGGGCAGCUCCAAGUCAUCACAAACGACUUGCACUCGCAAAUCCAAAGUCUAAAUGAGGAGCUGGUGCAGCUGCUGCUGCUUAGGGACGAGCAGCAUGUGGAGCAGGACGCCAUGCUGGUGGACAUCGAGGACCUCACCAGACACGCUCACAGCCAUCAGCGACACCAGGCUGAGAAAGCCAACGCUAAAUAAAUCCCUGUGUAUCCAUCUGCACGCCAUCCGACGUAGUACCCACUCCAUGGAUUGUCACUUGUUUUGCCACGGAAGCUCCAUCUGUGCUGGGAAAAGAAGACUUCGUGUAGUGUUUAUACAUGUACAUAAAGUAUCGCACCACUGGACCCAGUUGACAGCCUUUUCGCUUUCCACUCUGCUGGAUAAUAUAUGACAUAUUUUGUAGAGUUAAGGGGUUCUUGACAUAAUUCCAUCACAAAAUCAACUUUGUCGCCUAAAGGGGUUUUGCGAGGUACAUUUUUAGAGGGACAGAAGGAGCAUUUGCACACUUUGUUGUUUACUCCAGUUAAAACUGGAGUUCAGUGUUGUAAUAGAAAUUUGGUCUCGAGUGCUGAUUUUAAAGCUGCAAUGCUGCAGCACUAAUAAGAAUCCUGAAGACACGCAACUGGAUGUAAAUCAAUUGCUGAUAUAGUGCACACUUUCAUUGUACUUUUUGAGCUUUGUCUUUGCACAUUUACUUUGCAUACAUCUGUACAACACACAGAGAAUAUGAAAGGUAUUUUGGAGGAGUAUGAAAAGCAUUAUGGAUUGCCUAAAAUUUUUUUUUUUUCUGUGACGCUCAAUUUACUAAAUAAGAAAAACUGAACAACUAAAUCCCAGACUGAACAUAUAUUUUAUGUGAUACAAAGUUUUAUGUGACAGAAAGGAUGUCUAUUAAAGAGAGGAACUUAUUGGUCGUUGACAGUGUGUCCUUUUAGCAUAAAGUCAACUUUGUUUUUCUAUUGUAUGCUACGUGGAUAAAUGUCCUGUUAUGACUGUAAAGAAAUGGAAUA
This is a messenger RNA of Phycodurus eques (leafy seadragon), 1948 nucleotides long. RefSeq lists its product as uncharacterized. Bases 240 to 1136 code for a protein of 298 amino acids. The transcript is spliced from 8 exons. NCBI's taxonomy places the organism in Eukaryota, Metazoa, Chordata, Actinopteri, Syngnathiformes, Syngnathidae. Gene Ontology annotation, biological process: positive regulation of hippo signaling. The record is from RefSeq and is a predicted model, not a curated record. Gene Ontology annotation, cellular component: cell junction; plasma membrane.